This is a messenger RNA of Apodemus sylvaticus (European woodmouse), 3129 nucleotides long. RefSeq names its product cancer antigen 1 (gene Cage1). NCBI's taxonomy places the organism in Eukaryota, Metazoa, Chordata, Mammalia, Rodentia, Muridae. The transcript has 13 exons. Bases 466 to 2985 code for a protein of 839 amino acids. The record is from RefSeq and is a predicted model, not a curated record.
UUGCAAGCAUUGCUCCCAGCCGGGCGUUCUUGCCGCACCAUGGCGUUUCCGGUCAUUGAAAGUCAGCCUGUUUUUCCCCCGGCUGCUCCUGAAGACUUGCGUCCUCUGACAUCCUCGGGACUCCAGUGCGGUCCGGAGGACGUCACACUGGGGCGUUCGAGCGUUCUGCGACGCACCAGUUGGUGCCCUCGGUGGGGACGGUUGGAAGGUGUUCUCCCUCCCGCAGAGCCGGUGUGCCGGGAGGAAACCCGGAAUCCUUAGCCUGAGUCACAGAAGCUCUAUGGAUCAUGGAAGUGAGCACACUUUUGCUCUCUAGAAACGUUGAGGCCUUCCGUCAUUUAGCAGUUAGAAAUACGGACUCUUGGUGGUCAUCUCUGGCAGCGCAAAACAAAAAGGAAAGUUAUUGCCUUCAUCUUCGGUUCCUGUACAAUUCGAAGUGAAUACUUCCAUGAAAAUUUAGAAAGUAUGUCAGAGUUGGAAACAAUGAAUGUCAAUGGUCCUUCUCAAGACUUCUCCUACUCAGACUCACCCUUCUGUAUAGAAGCCAGCUCCUCCUCCUCCUCAGACCUGCUUCAGAAUGAAACAAAGAAUGUAAAAAGGAGAAAUGAGUCUACACACACAUUCUCUGAAGACAUUUAUAGCACAGAAGGCAGUUUGUUAGGUGAUAUCAACCUUGAGAAUUACCCAGAGAGUGCGCAGAAUAAACCAGCUAACACUAGGGUUUCUUCCUUGAGACAAUUUGAACCCAUUUGCAAAUUUCACUGGAUAGAAGCAUUUAAUGAGGAAACAACAGUUCAAGACCUGAGGGGGGCGUUUUCUUACGCGGAGAAGCCAGAGUUGCAACGGCAGGUGUACAGUGAUACAGCAGAUGCCAGCGAAAAGCCAGAUCCACUUAAGGAAGAGAGUUCAGUGGGAAGCAGCAUUUCUGAAAAUAAAGACGAACUUGUUCUUGAGCACGUGAGGAAAUCUCCUAGAAGUCUGUGUCUAAACUACUACAGAGGAGAGCCACUCACGGAAACACCAUUCGUGAGAAGUGCCGUUGUAGAUGUCGCCCUCAACACCAGUCAGCCUCAAAGCUUUCUUGGUAAAGAAAAUGUCCGUAGAAAUGGUGAAAAUUUGUCUGAUAGUGAGAAUUGCUUCGACCAGCUUGACUUGAGAGCUGUUUAUAAAGCAGAGGAGCCCGAAGUUUCUUCAAAAGGAAUACAGAAUUCUGGGGAGAUUUCUGAAAUAACAGUUAGUCACCAGGAGGAAGUCACAGAAGACGACGGCGUCGACAGCCUAGCCAUUACCUCACCAUGGUCUCCGGCUGGCAUCUUCAAGGGAAGUAGAUCUCAGGAAACCUUCCUGAUGCCUGACAGGGAGCUAGGCUUUGAAAGCCUGGAGCCCCUGGAAGAGGACAUGGCUUUAAAUGAAGCCUUGCAGAAAUUAAAACAGACUAACAAAAAACAGGAACUGCAGAUUCAAGAUCUCCACGGGAGGAACUUAACCUUAGAAAGUAGGGUGCAAGAACUACAGACAAAAGUCACGAAGCAGCACGUGCUGGUGGACAUCAUAAACAAACUAAAGGUCAAUAUUGAGGAGUUAAUCAAUGACAAGUACAACGUAAUCCUAGAGAAGAAUGACAUCAACAAGAAACUUCAGGAUCUGCAGGAGGCUUCGGCUAACACCAAAAAGCACCUUCAGGAAUCCAAGAAAGACAAGGAGAGCCUACAGCUCCAGGUGAAAAAGAUUAAGGUCCAUUAUGUCCGCUUACAGGAAAGGUACAUUGACGAGAUACAACAGAAAAACAGAUCGGUCAGUCAGUGCCUGGAGAUAGAGAAGACCUUAAGCAAGAAAGACGAAGAGCUCCAGAGACUCCAGCACCACAAAGGAGAGUUGGAGAAGGCCACCAGCUCCGCCCUGGACUUGUUGAAGAGGGAGAAGGAGAUCCGGGAACAAGAGUUCCUGUCUUUUCAGGAGGAAUUCCAGAGGCGGGAAAAGGAAAACCAGAAAGAGAGGCGGAAAUUGAAGUCGAGAGUUGAGAAGCUGGUUGCUCAGGUGAAGAGCUUGCUGCUCGCCUGUGAGAGCGAGAGAGCUCAAACCUCGGCGCUCCAGCGGCAGGUCAACGAGCUGAAGCUGGAGAACUUAGAACUCAGGCAGCAGACUGCGAAGAGGGAGGCCCUGGCGAAGGAGCGGCUGGAGGAAGCGGCCGAGCCAGACGUCACCCAGGAUACAAAGGGGGCACACUGUAAUUUGUUCCUGAAUUGCUCAUCUUGUAAAGAAAACCUGGAGCUCCAGCCAAUGAAGAGAACUUCUCCACUGACCUCUAGAAUUCACAGCCUUUUGGCCCUGACAAUAGGACUUCUCACUUGUCAGGACCGCGCCAUUCCUGAUGCGGAGCUGUGCCAAGAGAGCAAGAAAGCAAAUGACGUAAUGUUGCAAAGACUGAAGGACUGUCAGCUUAAAAAGAAAGAUUUAGAUAAAGAGUUAUUAAAACAUAAAAACAGAAUUGCAACUCUUAAAGAGUUAAUUGCUAAUGAAAAGGCACUUCAAGACCACACUAUUGAGAUCACAGAUUUUGAUGCAGAAGAGAUGAAGAAUGCCAGAGAUGCACCUGUGUUACUGUCUGUCAAACUGGAUAAAUACCACACUCUGAACGAGGAGCUUGACUUCUUGAUCACAAAGCUAGGGGGCCUUCUGGAGAGCAAAGAAGACCACUGCAGCAGACUUAUCGAGGAGAAUGACAAGUACCGGAGACAUGUAGGCAGCCUGAUAAAUAAGGUAACAUCAUAUGAAGAAAUUAUCAAAUGUGCUGACCAAAGACUUGAGAUAUCCCAUUCUCAGAUUGCACAUUUGGAAGAGAGAAAUAGACAUUUGGAAGAUUUAAUUAGAAUGCCCAGAGAAAAAGCCAGAAGGCCAAGACCAAGAUUAGAUAAUCACCCAAAGUCCAUGACAUUGAUAAGUCAUCUUGAGGGCCACCAUAAAGAAUGCUCUAUUUCCAUGUGAACUGACAUUAAUACAUGAUUAAAUAUUCAUUCCUGAAGUUAUAUUUAUUUGUAUGUGUGCAUGUGUGUAUGUCUACAUGUGUGUGUAUGUAUGUGUGUAUGUGUACAUGUGUGUGUGCAUGUGUGUGCGUGUGUGUGCUUGAAU